Messenger RNA from Brassica napus (rape), 815 nucleotides. RefSeq lists its product as uncharacterized. The transcript has a single exon. Lineage: Eukaryota; Viridiplantae; Streptophyta; Magnoliopsida; Brassicales; Brassicaceae. The record is from RefSeq and is a predicted model, not a curated record. Bases 140 to 601 code for a protein of 153 amino acids.
ACGCUGUAUUUAUUAUACAUUCAAUUCAGACACUAGAGAUUAAUUCGCCUCAAAAUCGAGUUCUUGACUUUUGACCCGUUAUAACCAAAAACAAAAAGUAGAAGUGUUAUUACUUCUGAUCUUCUUUCCCGGCGAAGAGAUGGAUCGGUCUACGCCGGAACAUAACUCCUCCACUUCCCACAAGCGUCUAAGCGUGAGCUACCUAGUCUCUCUAAUGGUUCUCUGCGCCAGACACGCCAACCGCCUCUCCAAGAAGCUAAAGCCGAAGAAGCGAACCCACAACGAAACUUCCCGUGGCAGAUGGGAUACGAUGAGAUCUCCAAGGCCAAAAGAGUUUCUUAUGACUUUGAGCCACAAGGCGAUGACGAUGGUCGGCCGGAAAAACACAUGUUACAGCGGUGGAUAUAAGCCGGAGAAGAAGAGAGCGGGGGCGAUGGAGGAGGAGGAAGAGCAUGGGCUCUGGCAGAGGGAGAUCUUGAUGGGCGGUAAAUGUGAGCCGUUGGAUUUUUCCGGAGUUAUUUAUUACGACUGUAACGGACGGCAGUUAAGAGAUGCGCCUCCGAGGUCUCCACGUCGCACUCCGUUACCCAUCCGUUCUUAAGACGGGUCGCCGUCAAACCUGAUUGGAACUAAGGAUUCUCAAGCAGCAACCAAACAAACUAUGUACUAUAUGUUUGUGAUGCCUUUUUCUUCUAAGUUGUUUUGUUAAAACCUUCAAAUUUGGUUAGGCCAUUGAAAGUUUCAGUGUCCAAAGUCCGUACCAUCUUGUGCCAUGAAUACUCUUGGUAUAAAAGUAGCAACUGUUAUCUGAUGAA